UAAUUUUCCAAUUUUGGCCUUCCAUCUGCCAUAAAAUACCCACUAUUUCUCACAAUCGCUCCCAACACAACGGCCCCGUUUUAAACUUUAAAUAACUCAAAACCAUCACACUCUCUCUCUACCGUUAUCCCUGUUUUCCGUCGCUUUUCCCGUUCGCCGAUCACUGAACGUUUAAAAUAAAAGAAAAAAUCGCGUUAUGGAGUACUUUUCCGGUGAUUAUGCUGAGCUCUCGUCGGCCGACAACGUGGAUUUCAACGCUACUGGCGCUCAUUUCACAGUGGACGAUUUGCUGGAGUUCUCCAAGGAUGACGAGACGAUUGCCGACGCGUUUCCCGACGGCCUGGCGGGGAAUUCCGGCGACUCCUCCACCGUCACCGCGGUUGAUAGCUGCAAUUCGUCGGUUUCCGGAAGCGGCGGCAGCGCCAGCUGCCGCAGCUUUAACGAGAUGCAAUUUUCUGGCGACGAGCUGUGUAUUCCGUAUGAUGAUUUAGCCGAUCUGGAAUGGCUUUCGAAUUUUGUGGAAGAAUCUUUCUCCGCCGGAGGCGGCACAACCGUCGCCACCAACUCCUCCUCCUCCUCCUCCACCCUCACAACCACCACGCACUACUCGCCGCCGCCGCCGCCGCCGCUGUUCUUUCCGGCCGACGCCUCGGUCCCCGGCAAAGCGCGUAGCAAGCGCUCACGCGCCGCCCCCUGCGACUGGUCUUCCCGCCUCUUCGUCCUCUCCCCCAAGGCAGCGCCGGCGAGGAGGAGGGAGCCGGCGGAUGCCCCCGGCCGGAGAUGCCUCCACUGCGCGUCGGAGAAGACCCCACAGUGGAGAACGGGCCCGAUGGGCCCGAAAACCCUGUGCAACGCGUGCGGCGUCCGGUACAAGUCGGGGCGGCUCGUGCCCGAGUACCGGCCCGCGGCCAGCCCGACUUUUGUUUCAGCCAAGCAUUCAAAUUCGCACCGGAAAGUGAUGGAGCUCCGGAGACUGAAGGAGGUUCAAAUCCGUAGAGCGCAUGUCAACCAUCAGAUGUUCAACGGCUGUGAUGAGUUCCUAAUUCAUCAACAUAGUAACAUUAACGGUCUGGAUUUUAGGCACAUGAUUUAG
Messenger RNA from Striga asiatica, 1093 nucleotides. The record is from the annotation of a GenBank genome assembly. Lineage: Eukaryota; Viridiplantae; Streptophyta; Magnoliopsida; Lamiales; Orobanchaceae.